This is a messenger RNA of Colossoma macropomum (tambaqui), 3936 nucleotides long. RefSeq names its product ATP-binding cassette, sub-family B (MDR/TAP), member 7 (gene abcb7). Gene Ontology annotation, cellular component: mitochondrial inner membrane. The transcript is spliced from 16 exons. The coding region runs from base 1 to 2250 and encodes 749 amino acids. Gene Ontology annotation, biological process: transmembrane transport; intracellular iron ion homeostasis. The record is from RefSeq and is a predicted model, not a curated record. Gene Ontology annotation, molecular function: ABC-type transporter activity; ATP hydrolysis activity; ATP binding. NCBI's taxonomy places the organism in Eukaryota, Metazoa, Chordata, Actinopteri, Characiformes, Serrasalmidae.
AUGGCGCCGCUCUUGGUCCCGUUGCGGUGUGGACUCCACGUCCAGAAACGCAGGUUAGCCGUUCUGCUCCAGCAGGGCAGCUCGUAUCACGUUCGGAGCUGUGAUAACAGAACCGGGAGGACCGGCGCUGGUGGCGGUAAAGGGAGGCAGCGGAGCGCGUAUCAGUUACUGGGUCCAAAUCUAACAUCAUCAACAUGGGCAUCAAGUCGAGGGAACAGUCGGCAGAUACUGGAAGCUGCAAAACAUUUGCAGAUACCAGAGAGAACCUGCUGGCACGGCCACGCUGGUGGAGGCCUGAGUGCAGAUCCCAAAAAUGUGCUGAAGGAAGUGAACACAACAAAGAUUCUCUCAGCGAUGCUGUCGUAUGUUUGGCCCAAAGAUCGGCCAGACCUGCGAGCUCGAGUGGCCAUUUCACUGGGCCUGCUAGCUGGAGCCAAGAUGACCAACGUGAUGGUGCCCUUCAUGUUUAAAUAUGCAGUGGAUGGCCUGAACCAGAUGUCGGGACACAUGUUGAACCUGAGUGACGCGCCAAACACGGUGGCCACCAUGGCAACGGCAGUUUUGAUUGGCUACGGCGUGUCGCGGGCUGGAGCAGCUCUCUUUAAUGAGCUGAGGAAUGCUGUGUUUGGGAAGGUGGCCCAGAGCUCCAUCAGGAGAAUCGCCAAAAACGUCUUCCUGCACCUGCACAACCUGGACCUAGGCUUCCACCUGAGCCGGCAGACCGGCGCGCUGUCCAAGGCUAUCGACAGGGGUACACGGGGCAUCAGCUUCAUCCUCAGCGCCCUGGUCUUCAACCUAGGGCCCACAGUUUUCGAGAUGGCACUGGUCAGCAGCAUCCUGUAUUAUAAAUGCGGCGGUCAGUUUGCACUCGUUACUGUGGGGACCUUGGCGGCCUACACAGCGUUCACCAUCGCAGUUACGCAGUGGAGGACCCGUUUCAGGAUAGAGAUGAACAAGGCGGAUAACGAAGCUGGCAACGCGGCCAUCGACUCUCUUCUCAAUUAUGAGACUGUUAAGUACUUCAACAAUGAGAAAUAUGAAGCAGAGAGAUAUGACGGCUUUCUGAAGGUUUAUGAGUCCUCCUCACUGAAGACCACCUCUACCCUGGCCAUGCUGAACUUUGGACAGAGUGCGAUCUUCAGUGUCGGCCUCACAGCUAUUAUGGUGCUGGCUAGCAAGAGCAUAAUGGCAGGAACAAUGACUGUGGGCGAUUUAGUGAUGGUCAAUGGGCUCCUCUUCCAGCUCUCAUUGCCACUGAACUUCCUGGGUACAGUGUACAGAGAGACCAGACAGGCCCUCAUCGACAUGGACACACUCUUCACCUUGCUCAGCGUGGACACCAAGAUCAAGGAGAAAGAGCUGGCUCCUCCGUUGCUGGUUACCCCUCAGGAGGCCACCAUCAGGUUUGAGGAUGUCUACUUUGAGUACUUGGAGGGACAAAAGGUCCUCAACGGGGUUUCCUUCGAAGUGCCUGCUGGGAAGAAGGUAGCAAUUGUCGGAGGCAGCGGGUCUGGAAAAAGCACAAUCGUCAGGUUGCUCUUUAGGUUCUAUGAACCCCAGCAAGGAAACAUCUAUAUCGCAAACCAGAACAUUCGAGAUGUUAGUCUGGAAAGUCUGAGGAAGGCUUUAGGGGUGGUGCCUCAGGAUGCAGUCCUCUUCCACAACACCAUCUUCUACAAUCUGCAGUACGGCAACAUCAACGCUACGCCGGAGGACGUGUACAGAGUGGCUAAGCUUGCUGGCAUCCACGACGCUGUCCUCAAAAUGCCUCAUGGAUAUGAGACACAGGUUGGAGAGCGAGGCCUGAAGCUUUCAGGUGGAGAAAAACAGCGUGUUGCCAUUGCCAGGGCGAUCCUGAAGAACCCUCCUAUCCUGCUGUAUGAUGAAGCCACUUCUUCUCUGGACUCAAUUACUGAAGAGAACAUUCUCUGUUCCAUGAAAGAAAUGGUGAAAGACAGGACGUCCGUCUUCAUUGCCCACCGACUGUCCACCGUUGUGGAUGCAGAUGAGAUAAUUGUGCUGAAUGAGGGGAAGGUAGCAGAGCGGGGUGACCACCACACACUCCUGAGCUUGCCGGGCAGUCUGUACGCCGACCUGUGGCACACACAGAACAGCAAGGUCCUGAACAGCAACAGCAACAGCAAGCCCACGGCCCAGGCCGAACGCAUCUCGCAGAAGGAGGAGGAGCGCAGGAAGCUGCAGGAGGAGAUCCUGAACAGCGUGAAGGGCUGCGGCAACUGCUCCUGCUGAGCAUCCGGCCUGAACACAUGCACAUAUGUGGCUUUCUGGGGAGUCAGACUUUGCGGCUUUCUCAUUCCGUCCUAAGGCUGUACAGAGCUGGAGGAUGAUGGGCACACUAAGGCUCCUUGUGCCGCCCCAAGACUGACUUCACCCUGAAAACAUGACCAAACGUAGGCCUGAGUCCACUGGUCAUCCUGACUUUGGCCAGUAAUGUUGGUUGAUUCAGCAGCUCUUUUCUCUAUCAGUGGAAUACUCCAGUGUUUUUCAGCCUAAAUGCUUCAGUCUGCUGUGUCUGUAGGAUAUUGUUGACCAGCACAGACGCUGGUUCAUGCACUUUCCUGUAUUCAGUAACCAAACACACAAACCAUUGGCUCAAAACUCUUCUACAAUAGAAGUGCAAAAGUCAACAUUUUUCAGUGUUAACAUCACAAAAUUCUUAAAAAAAAAAAUUACAGGAGUGAAUGCAUGUUCCCUGUUUGACCCUUUGUUCCACCCUGAAGCCCAGCUGUAUGUUGCUCCUUCCCAGUUGCAGCCCAUCAUUCAAAUACAGGUUUUAAAUGGCAGAUCCCAUUGAUGGCUUUCUUGGGAAAACUACUCCAAGCUACUACUGCCGUGAAUUAGUUUAUCACCAAAGCACAUCAACUUACACAUGAGGUAUAAAUUGCAAACAAAACAGCAUUGAGUGUGUUUACAUGCACUCAAUAAUCCGAUCAUAAUCGGAUUUCUGCAGUUAUUCGAUUAUUCAAAUGGUCAUGUAAACACCAUACUCUGAUCUAGAAAUCCGAUUAAGAAAUCUGAUAAAGGGGCUGGAUUUUAGCUCAGUAAUUAGAUUUCUCAGUGCAUGUAAACUCUUACACUGAUUUCUUUCGGAUUUCACACAUGCGCAAGAUCAGACGGCGGUACCAGAAAUAAGCGAGCAGCGUCGCCGCGAGACGCAGCAAAACACUUUUAGAUCGACGCUGAAACCAAACACGAAAUGAAGGAUUUAAAUAUUCUUCAUCUUCUAGAUGAUGUAUGUUCAUAUUUUCAGGUUAAAAAAAAGCUGGCAGAUGGAGAUUAGCUUGAAAAACACUGGGAUAAUUCUUUAAAAACUGGCUUGUGGCAAUAUGCACUUCCACAGGCCACAUUCACUGACAUGCCUUUCAGUGAGCACAGUGUCUCCAAAGCCUGGUCCUGCACCCACCCUGCAUAGUUUAGUCUUCUCUCUGCCCUUACAAACCCAGUUCAGCUUAUGAAGGCCUGAUUAGCAUAUUAAUUAGACAGGAAAACACCAAACUACGCAGUACCUUCUCCAGGAGCAAGUUUUGGAACCACUGUGUUGACACAUUAUCAAGGUAUUUAAUCUUGUUUUAAAUUAUUAUAUAUUUUCCAUGCGAUUAAGAACUGUAGGUAGCUGUUUUUAUCAUGGGUGUGUACAUAUUAAAAUAACAUGACAGGUUUGUACAAGAGUGAAGAAUCAUAUUGUACAGGAGCGAACAUGUCAGACAGCUUUUUGUAAGUGAAAUGUAUUAACUGGAUGUAACAGGAACACUUUAUAUACUUAGUCUUUUGGAUAACAGCACCUUACACUAAUAUCUGGUGCUACAUUAUGUUAUUUGUGAGAUCAGCUCUUUAGCAGAUUAUUUGUAUCAGAAAUGAAAUGUGAACAGAAGCUGAUUGUUGACAGAAAGAAGAAAAUAAAACAUCUUAAAUGGA